Molecule: messenger RNA, 177 nt
Organism: Capronia coronata CBS 617.96
Lineage: Eukaryota; Fungi; Ascomycota; Eurotiomycetes; Chaetothyriales; Herpotrichiellaceae
Exons: 2
Molecular function (GO): protein heterodimerization activity
Source: RefSeq, a predicted model, not a curated record
UUGCGCAAGAUCCUGAAGGCCCAUUCUCGCAAGAAGGUUGGCAAAGGUGUCGAGCCUCUGGUCCUCCUCAACUAUGUUUUGUUCAUUGAAGAGAUUAUACAAAAUGCGAGUCGCAGGGCGCGAGUUGACGGAGAGAAACUCGCGACGGCCAAGGAUAUCAGAAAAGUCACAAUGGUC